Molecule: messenger RNA, 858 nt
Organism: Trypanosoma brucei brucei TREU927
Lineage: Eukaryota; Euglenozoa; Kinetoplastea; Trypanosomatida; Trypanosomatidae
Product: syntaxin, putative
Exons: 1
Coding region: 1-858 (285 amino acids)
Biological process (GO): intracellular protein transport; vesicle-mediated transport; vesicle fusion
Cellular component (GO): membrane; endomembrane system; SNARE complex
Molecular function (GO): SNARE binding; SNAP receptor activity
Source: RefSeq, a predicted model, not a curated record
AUGGAUACUUCCUCGGAGCUGUUUAUUAGAGACAGAUUUCCCGAGUUUGUAUGCAAACGCAGUGCAUUAUGCGGUAGCGGGGUUCAAUCAUUGCCAUAUGUAUCAUCAAUUGCGGUUGAUUCAAAUGUCGAAACCGUUGGUUGUGGUAACCCUCCCUGGUGCCGUGCAGUGGAGGGAUUUUCUGCACUUGAGCGAACUGUUCGGGAGAAGCUGAAGCGUCUCUUCGAGCGACAAUACGAGUUUCUUCAACCCAAAUUUGUGUCCGAUGAAGAAGAGGAGAACAUGAAGCAGGGAGAAAUUGGCAAGGAGGCGCAAGAGGUGCAGAAACUGUUGAAAGAAUUAGAACGGAUGGUUUCAGGAUGUGACCUCCACCGACGCGCGCCCAGUGAGGAUGAGCGAAGGGUUUCUUGUAAUGUCAAGAGAUACCUCUCGCUUCAUCUCUUGGAACUUACUCAAAUGUUCAGGGGAGGGCAAAUAUUAUUCGCAACAAAGUUGAAGCAGCGAGAAGAGAAGGUGAAUCGAUAUAAGUUGAUUGGCUCACCGGAGGCACACAGGCGGAUGGAGCAGGAAGACCGAAUAACGCACUAUCUCGAAAAGGGUUAUACGCAAACAGAUAUUAAAGAGCUUCUACUCGAGGAUGAGCGUGAGCAGCGCGUCGGUCGAGAAAUUAGCGAAAUCGUCGAAAGCAUUAAGGAACUUCAUACCGUGUUUGAGAGCCUUAACUCGUUGGUAGUUGACCAGGGUUCUGCCUUAGACCGUAUUGAUGUUGCCAUUCAACAGACGAGAACUAGUGUGGCUGAUGGCGUCACUAUGUUGAAAGACGCACGAAACAAUUCGAGCAGUUGUACACUAAUGUAA